AUCGGAUCUUCGUCGUAACGUAGCGUAGCCAUAGCCAUCAUUGAUCGUGAUAUGAUUCAGUCCUCUUCGAUUCAUCAAGUUCAUCAAUCGAUCAAGCUGCUAGCUGCACCGUAUGGUCCAGCAACGCGAGGCCCGAAUCGAAUGACGUAAAAACGCAGAUCAUCGAAGCAUCUUUGCCGGAAAGGUCAUGGCAUGGAGAGAGAGGAGAGAGGCAGCAGACCGAGAGGCCGCUCGAAAACGAUCACAACAACAACCCACUCGAUCAGACGCGAUGCCUUUGAGGUGUAGAGCUUGGCUCGGUGAUGGCUGACUCGGAGGGACAUAUAAGGACGGACCAGAUCCUUUCGACUUUCAAUCUUCGUUCUUCGACCUCAACCAUCCUUCCACUCGCCAACUUGCGGUCUUCAACCUACAAGUCGCUGGCAACCAUCCUUUACUAGACAAUAGACAACCUCCCCUUUCGCAAAAUACCUCAGCGAUGCCCAGCGUUCCUUUCAUCCACCUCAAUGGGUCGAACAAGAAAGGCAUUUCGCAAGCGGCGACCUCCUUUCGAUCGGGAUCUGAAGAGGGAGACGGCUUUGAGGUCUUAAAGGAUACCGCAGACGGAAAUAUCGAUGAGGCGCCUAAAUCUCGUCGUCGUCUCGGAUCCCUUCAAAACUGGAAUCCUUUCGCUAAGAAGCAUAAAGGUCAAGACGAGGAACACCAUCUCCCCGCUCCUUUCCCCGCCGACGAACCAGAAAAACGACUCCGGCUUGAACAUGAGCAAAGCGAACGGGAACCUAAGGCGAAGCCAAAAGGGACUGAAGUUCCUCCUCAGAAGAUCCGAAGGACUUGGUCUUUCUCGCCUUUACAGCUGUGGAAAGACGAGCAGGACCAGGACUUAAAGGAGAAUCGGGAUACCAGUCACCGCCAAAGUCCUCCUCUUACAGCUCAAGGAGAUUUUGUCAAAGUCACCAAGAAGCCGAGGUUGCGAGGGUCGACUUCUUCGCCUUUCCUGAAUUCCUCCAGCCAGGAUCCUUUGAGUCGUCUUCGAGCGCCUCCGCCUCUCCCUCCACGGGAUCCUCCUCGCCUUCCGCCCCGAGGACCUCCUCGGCUCCCUCCACGGCUUCCUACACAAGACCCUCCUCGGCUUCCACCUCGAGACCCUCCUCCCCCGCUUCAACAAGACCUUUCUCCCGUCGCUCCGGAACCUCCCCACCCAUUCGGUUCUUUGAUGGGGAAGCUCAAUGCGUCUCUCGAGGAGGCUCUCUUGGCUGCGUCGCUUCGAGAACAAGAAGCUUUCUUGGAUGCGCCGGAGCCUAGGAGAGAGUUCGAAGUCGGCGAGAUCGUCCGACCUCAGGAGCUCGAGUUCGGCCCUCGCCGAGAUCUAGAUCUAGACUCGGGGAUGUAUCAAGCGGAAAGACAGGCGGUGGUCGCUAGACCACGAGAGACGCGGGUCAGGUUAGAGCCGUAUUUACGCGAAGGCCUCCCUUGUGAGGACUUUGAGCCUCUUCCGCCGAUCGACCCUGGCAGCGAUUCUCUCUUCCUGAUGGGCAGGUCCGCCGGGGAAGAUUCUUUGGAGGCGGUACCGUACGACAAGGACGCCGAGUAUCAGUUGCCUCCGAUCGACUUGGGCGACGACCAGCCUCUUUUUCCCGUCGACUCUUUCUUCGCCAACAAGGCCGGUGGGUUGGUUUAGGGCUGGACGGGAUUAGAAGGUUGUUGCAGGUGUAAUCUCGAUUGAACGUGAUUGUAAUAGUCGGUGUUAGGGGAUGUGAUAUACGAUGGGCAUUCAUGAACGACGAACGGAUCACAUUUCGGAA
Filobasidium floriforme is the source of this 1802-nucleotide messenger RNA. RefSeq lists its product as uncharacterized. The record is from RefSeq and is a predicted model, not a curated record. NCBI's taxonomy places the organism in Eukaryota, Fungi, Basidiomycota, Tremellomycetes, Filobasidiales, Filobasidiaceae. The transcript is spliced from 4 exons. Bases 479 to 1678 code for a protein of 399 amino acids.